Messenger RNA from Sparassis crispa, 3261 nucleotides. RefSeq names its product Ribosome biogenesis protein. Lineage: Eukaryota; Fungi; Basidiomycota; Agaricomycetes; Polyporales; Sparassidaceae. The record is from RefSeq and is a predicted model, not a curated record. The transcript is spliced from 10 exons. Gene Ontology annotation, cellular component: nucleus. The coding region runs from base 1 to 3261 and encodes 1086 amino acids.
AUGGCACGCAUCCGUACCGUCAAAUCCAAGACUGUCCGCGGUAAACCCACAGCACCCUCUGCUCCUCAGAGAUCAAAAGGCAGCAAGCAACCACCAAAGCACGCCCAGCGUCCUGCCCGACGUGCAUCACUGGCCGACUCAAAAACCCGCGGCGAGAAACCGACGGACGCCCGCCAUGAAAAGAGCAGGGACGAGGACACGAUCGAGCUUGUGACCGGCCCACAGACGGAAGACCCUAACUUGAUCAACGAUGUCUCGUCCUUCCUCAAGAGCGCCAAACUGAAUGGCAAGGCCCCAACCCACGACGAGCCUGCAGUGCCCGACAGGCAGUCCAAAAAGGACGGAAAGCAGCGCGACCGGGGGAACGAGAGGAGGCGCAAGCAGGCUACAGUAAAGAGCGGGGAUCAGCCCUCCGUACCGCUGCCCCUCCCUGUCCCAUUCCCACCAUCCUCCUCGGCGAAGAAGGCUAACUUCAUCGUCGAACCAGUUGCGCUCUGGUACGACGCCCUCCCUCCGCUUCCCCCUCCUCCGACUGCCCACCCCACCCCGACUGCCGCUCAGAUCGCGGAGCGAACUGCGCGGGCUUCCGACCUCCUCGCGCAGGACGCGGCGGUGUACCAGGCGUCCACCACGUCCACAGGCGAUGCACACUUUAUGCAGAACAUCCUCGCACGCGGUACGCUCUCUGACCGGCUGAGCGCGCUGACUCUACUCGUGCAGGCGAGCCCGGUGCACAACGCGAAGGCUCUUGAGACGCUGCGGGGGCUCGCGGAGCGCGGCAGAGGGAAGGGCGGGCGAGAGGAGGGCUUGAAGGCGGUGCGGUGUGUCGUCGAUUGGUGGGUCGGCGGAGGCGCGCCCGGACGGAAGCUGAGAUAUUUUCGUGAUCAGCCGCUCCUCCAUCCGUCCGCAACCGACUCGUACCUCAUGAUGUGGUACUUUGAGGACUGGCUGAAGAAGUACUUCUUCUCCAUCCUGCAGAUUCUCGAGACGUACUCACUUGAUCCUCUCAACUACGUGCGCACACAAUCGCUCGCGUUCAUCGCGACCCUCCUCCGGGAGAAGCCCGAGCAGGAGCAGAACCUGCUUCGCUUGCUUGUGAACAAGCUUGGCGACACAGACAAGGCGAUCUGCUCGCGCGCGUCGUAUCACCUCCUGCAGCUUCUGCAGGCCCACCCGAACAUGAAGGCAGUAGUCGUGCGCGAGGUCAAAGCGCUCAUCUUCCGCCCCGCGGCCUCGACAUCCGCCGUGGCACAGGCAGGCGCGCUGGUCGAGAAGGUGCAUACGCACAUCCGGUUUGAUGAUGAUGAGCCGAAGGGCGGGGGCGCGCAGGGGAAGGAAAAGAAGGGAAAGGCGAAGGACGUGACCCCCGCGCCGCUGGCGGAGCGCUGGAACACACACGCGUGGUACUACGCCGCGGUCACGUUAAACCAGAUCGUGCUCACUCCGGGGGAGCAUGACCGGGGGGUGGCACGGACGCUGAUCGGGAUGUACUUUGAGAUGUUCCACGAGAUCCUGGGCACGGGGCGCGGGCCUGCGGGCGGUGAAAGGGACAGGGAGAUUGUACAGGGAGACGACGGCGCGAAGUCGACAGCUGGGAAAGUUAAAGGUAAAGGUAACGGGAAGGCGAGGGCCAAGGAGGUCCGAGGAGAAGCAGGUUUUGCGGAGGUGGAGGACGCGAGCUCGCGCAUGGUCGGCGCUGUUCUCACCGGCGUCAACCGCGCUCUGCCUUUCGCGCGGGCGGAUGUGGACGAAGUGCUCAAGGAGCACAUCGACACGCUCUUCCUUAUUACGCACACCGCCACAUUCAAUAUCUCCCUCCAGGCCCUCCUCCUCAUCUUCCACGUAUGCUCCUCCUUCGCCCCACCAUCCGCGUCCCAACACGAGUCUUCCUUCACCACGGCCCUCACGGACCGCUUCUACCGCACUCUUUAUGCCUCGCUCGUUGAUCCGCGACUGGUCGAGUCCAACAAGGAGGCCAUGUAUCUGAACCUUCUCUUCAAGGCCCUCAAAUCGGACACCAACAGUGAGCGCGUCAAGGCUUUUGUGCGCCGCUUCGUGCAGGUGCUUGCGACAGGCAUCGGAGGCAGCGGUGGUGGACCUGAAUUUAUUGCUGGAGGGCUGUACCUCCUCGGUGAGUUGUUCAACACGACUCCCGGGCUGAAAAGCCUUCUGGGCACGCCAGUGCCGAAGCGAGGCACCGAGCCGGAGAAGUACGACCCACACAAACGCGACCCGCAGUUUGCGCACGCGUCCGCAUCGCCCAUGUAUGAACUUCUCCCACUCCUGCACCACUACCACCCGGCGAUAUCCCUGCACGCGCGCCAGCUGCUCGCUUCCCAACCAUUGACGGCGACGCCCGACCUCGCGCUCAACACGCUCACCCACUUCCUCGACCGCUUCGUGUAUAAAAACCCGAAGAAGCCGAAGACGAAGGGCGCCAGCGCUAUGCAGCCCGCCGCCAGGUCAGACCGCGCUGGGGGCGUCUCGCUCGUCAAGGGCGAGGUCGCUCAAAGGCAGGUGAACGAAGAGCGCUUUUGGAAGAGGAGACCGGAGGCCGUCCCUGUAGACGAGCUGUUCUUCCACAAGUUCUUCACUCGAAAACGGGAGAAGGAGGCGCAGAUGGCGGCCAAGGUCGGGAAGCGCAAGGCCCGCGGGGACGCUUCCGGAACGGAUGACGAUGUGGGCGCGGACGAGGAUGAGGAGGAGGAAAGUCAGAGCGACGAUGAGCCCAAGGCUGCGAGCGUGAACGAAGAUGGUCUCGAAGCUAACGAGCAUGCUGAGAGCGACGAGGACAAAGAGGAGGCGGAGAUCUGGAAGGCCAUGAAAGCAAGCAUGCCCGCGGAGCUGCAGGACGACGAUGACGAGCUUAUGGAUGCCAGCGACGACGUUCCGUUGGGGCUCGACGACUCCGAUAGCGAUGGUGAUGCCGACGAGGACUUCGCGGCCCAAUCACCCGCAAACUCACAGGAAGAAGACGAUGACACUGGCGACUCGCUGGCAGAAGCCUCAGACGCUGAUGACCUGCUCCCGCUCGACGGCCUGAUCGAGUACGCCGGGUCCGACGCUGGCUCUGGCAGCUCUGGCGCGGACGAGGAGGAAGAGGAGUGGGCAGGGAUUGGCGCACCCUCUGCUAAGAAGCGAAAGCGGGACGAGCGGGGCGGAGUGAGCGCGAGAAGAAAGCGGCUGAGAGCGCUGCCGACGUUCGCAAGCUACGACGAGUAUGCGCGGAUGAUCGAAGAUGCGCCGGAGGACUUCAUCUAG